Messenger RNA from Clupea harengus (Atlantic herring), 1084 nucleotides. RefSeq lists its product as uncharacterized. Lineage: Eukaryota; Metazoa; Chordata; Actinopteri; Clupeiformes; Clupeidae. Gene Ontology annotation, molecular function: chemokine activity. The record is from RefSeq and is a predicted model, not a curated record. Gene Ontology annotation, cellular component: extracellular region. Gene Ontology annotation, biological process: immune response.
CACUUACUCAAUCAAUCAAUCACUCUCUCUCACACAAAUAUACGGAUCUGUUCAGUGGAUUACACACACACACACACACACACACACACUGCCAGCAUGCAGCUCACAUUCUCAUCUGUGGGUGUCCUGCUGCUCAUCCUGCUCCUGGACAAAGCUCCUGAGGCGUGGGGCACGUUUGUGCCGGGGAGGUGCCAGUGCCUGCGGGUGAUGGAGAGAACGCCAGGGCGCCCCCUGGACUUCAGCGUCAGCCCACGCAACUCUCACUGCCACACUGACGAGAUCAUGGUUAAUAUGAGAGGCCAGGCCAAGCUCCUGUGUCUGAGUCCGUCUGGCAGGCAGGGCAAACGGCUGCUGAAGUGUUGGAGAAGGGUUACCAGUCAAGGCAAGGACAAAAAGCAGUGCCUGAAAACCCCGAAGAACCAAAGGAACCGAAAGAACCGAAAGAACCAAAGGACGCAGAGGCGGCAUCAGGAGGAGAAGAAACAAUAAAGACCCCACGCAGCCACUCCACUGCAGAAGCUCACACACACACACACACACACACACACACACACACCCAACUGCAUCCUGUGUGUGUGUGUCAUGUCUCUUUUGAGUGUGAGUCACACCCGAGCAACCCAGCACCCAGGACACAACAGCAGGAAGAACCUGUUUGAUGUGCAACAUGAGACAUGACAAAGAACUUUAAAAAGACUGUAGCAUUCGUGUGGGUGUGUGUGAAAUAGGAUGAAACACUUCCUCUUAAAGCACAUUCGAAACACACAGCACUCUGCACACACACAAAUACACGCACACACACAUUACACUCUGCACACAGCACACCAAGUGAACAGCUUGGCCUUGUGUAUGAGCACCUCCUGUCCACACACACACACACACACACUGUGUGGAACGGGUUAGGCCAGUACUGAUUCUACCUGAGCUCCUCUCUAAAAUAGGCCAGUGAUCAGUGAUGUUCUUCCUAGCAGGCUAUCACACAGCUGAAGACACACAACUUUAGGGCAAACAUGCCCGCAAAAACUGCUGCAAUAUUUAUUGCCUUUUGUGACCCUUUUUGUAAAUAAAUAAAUGAAAACGAAAACAA